GUGCGUCAGAACCCGCAGCUCUAAGUCGUAGAGGAAAGGAAGGUCACCUCCCCUUACCUCAGCAGCCAGUAAGUCAACGUGAGAGUUGUCUCUGUGAUUAUUUGAUACUAAAAUGGAUAAUUUUGAUAAUUACAGUGCGUCGGAGAAAGCAGAGGCGACGGAGCUUCAGCGUAUGAUCGCCAUCGAGCAGCAGAAAGCGCAGUUCCAGGCGCAGGUGCACACUUUCACUGAUGUCUGCUGGGAUAAAUGUGUGGACACCCCAGGCUCGAAGCUAGACUACAGGACGGAGACGUGCCUGCAGAGCUGUGUGGAGCGCUUCAUCGACACCACCCUGACCAUCACCAACCGCUUCACACAGAUGGUGCAGAAAGGAGCUCAUUAAUAAUAAAGAACUGCAGCCAACAGGACUCUUAGAACAUAAAUAUAGUGUUUUAUAUUUCAAUUACACUGGUGGAAGAUGAUGUGAAGAAGACAUUUUGGAAAAAUUACAUUGUAUUCCUCUGAAUGGUGAUGCAUCAGGGGUCCAAAAUGUAAUAGAGAUGGAAAGUUGUGCAUGGAUGCAGCAGCAAGAUGGAUCUACUUGAAUUGAAAAGUAACGUCAUGUGAUGUUAUAAAGCGAAUAUUGAGCCCA
Molecule: messenger RNA, 631 nt
Organism: Cheilinus undulatus (humphead wrasse)
Lineage: Eukaryota; Metazoa; Chordata; Actinopteri; Labriformes; Labridae
Gene: timm8b
Product: translocase of inner mitochondrial membrane 8 homolog B (yeast)
Exons: 2
Coding region: 113-382 (89 amino acids)
Source: RefSeq, a predicted model, not a curated record